This is a messenger RNA of Danaus chrysippus (African queen), 1662 nucleotides long. NCBI's taxonomy places the organism in Eukaryota, Metazoa, Arthropoda, Insecta, Lepidoptera, Nymphalidae. The record is from the annotation of a GenBank genome assembly.
AUGUGUAUAUUUCUAUCUCACAAACGUCUAAAUAAAAGCAUCAGCGGAGAUUCAGAACAAGAUAACUUCUCGUUGGACAGAGGUCGAGAGAGGCUGUCACUGCACAUUGCGGUGGUGCUAUUGUCGGUUUACCAGACAUGUAAGGCAGCGAUACCAAAUCCUAGCCAGAGUUAUGCAGUUCUGGGCUCACCUAUUAAUGCUGACCUAAAUGAAGAUGGUUAUUUCUACCCGAAACCAAUAAUACCUUUCCCGCCACCUCCUCCGCCACCACCAAUAACUCGGCCACCGCCACCACCAAUAACGCGGCCACCACCACCGCCAGUUACUCGGCCACCACCACCGCCAGUGACUCGGCCACCGCCACCGCCAGUUACUCGGCCACCGCCACCACCAGUAACAUCGGAUGAUGGUUAUUUCUAUGAGAAACCCAAAAUACCAUUCCCACCACCCCCACCUUCUCCACCUAGAACGCCUCCUCCUCCUCCACGGACUCCACCACCACCUCCACCAACACUUCCACCACCUCCGAGAACACCGCCGCCUCCCCCAAGGACUUUACCACCAAGGACUAAUCCUCCACCAACGCUUAGUACAGGAUACUACUAUAGUACUCCUCGGAAACCGUUCCCUCCACCAACAAGACCUACCAGACCGCCACCCACAAGGAUUCCAACAACGUCACCCCCGCCUUCUACUUAUUUACCUCCUUCAACCACAAGAAGACCACCACCAAGCAGGCCCUCUACUUACUUACCUCCGACAACAAGGCCACAACCUUCAACAAGGCUUCCACCACCUCCUCCUCCUACAACCAGACCACCACCACCGACAACCAGGAGACCACCACCACCACCACCACCACCACCAACAACAAGAAGACCACCGCCACCACCACCACCACCACCAACAACAAGGAGGCCUCCUCCAAGACCAACGACCAGACAACCAACUUACUCUACGAUAUCAGAUAAUAGUAGAACUACUGGCUAUGAUUAUCCAAAACCAAAUGUGACUUUCACAUUCCCUACAAGAUCACCAACGACAUAUUUGCCUCCAACCACACGGCCUAUAGUUACAUAUCUUCCACCCUCAACAACGAGGAGACCAAGACCACCUACCAGUCCUUCACCACCACCGACCAGACCUACUUUCUCAACAUACCUACCACCUUCUACAACUCAGAGACCAACACCGCCACCCACCCGACCCACUUUCCCAACCUACUUACCACCUUCCACAACUGAAAGGCCCUCACCACCACCAACAACACGACCGACGCUGCCACCAACAACGAGGCCAACUCCACCACCAACCCCAAGACCAACUCCACCACCAACCCCAAGACCAACUCCACCACCAACCCCAAGACCAACUCCACCACCAACCCCAAGACCAACUCGGCCACCAACCACAAGGCCAAGUCCACCACCAACUUACUCAACAUUGUUACCAGAUUUUAGAACCACGGGUUACGAUUACCCUAAACCAAGUGUGACGUUUACGAUACCAACCUCAGCCAGGCCCACUCUACCUACACGACCAUCUACCUACAUACCACCAAGACCGACACAGCCACCGACGACCCGAAGACCAACACGACCACCAUUUGUACCUGACCAAGGAUACUUCUACGAUAAACCUUUAGUACCUUUUGUGUUCUAA